Molecule: messenger RNA, 3613 nt
Organism: Chlamydomonas reinhardtii
Lineage: Eukaryota; Viridiplantae; Chlorophyta; Chlorophyceae; Chlamydomonadales; Chlamydomonadaceae
Exons: 8
Coding region: 368-1966 (532 amino acids)
Biological process (GO): endoplasmic reticulum to cytosol auxin transport
Cellular component (GO): membrane
Source: RefSeq, a predicted model, not a curated record
AAUCGCAAAUUCGGGCUGCUUUGUCAGGGUUAUUGAUCAGCAUAUCGAUUAGUACACUGGGUUGCUAUGAUGCUACUAUAGCUUCUUCAAUGCUUAUGAUGUAUAGAAUGCAUGUGCGCUAAGAGUUCCUUCUAUGCGUGGACCGCACUGGAAACAAAAUGUGCGUGCUUGAGCACUUCUCUCGUCAAAGGCGGAUACUUUGCCGUUUGCGGAACUGGGUGCUAAGCCGGCCCGAGUGGCAAUAGAAUACAAAACGGUUAUGUCUUUGGUGCGGCGCAGCAGCGGCCUUGCCCCAAGUAGGGCCCCCGGUUCUGAAGACCUGGCGUGGCGCUGUCGCGACGUGCACCCGCCGUUUACCGGGACACGCAUGAGGCAACUACGAAGUCCGGGGCUUGUUGUUCUAGCCGGUCCCCCGCAAUCCAGCCCCUGCGCUUGCACCCAGCACCGCUGCAGCAGAGCCGCGGCAUGGGGCGGGUGGCGGCGGCGCCCACAGAGCACAACAGCGGCCUCUGCCUUCGCAGCAGCAGGCGCAGCUGACACUGCUGUUACCAAAGCCACUGGCUACACAUCGCUUUCCGUGUCUGCAAGGCGGGCGUGUCACACGCUUAGAGCGUUGCCAGCAGGCGGCGCGCCCGUGGCGCUGGCGGCGGCCUCGCUCGCAACGGCGACUGCGACGCCAACGGCUGCGGGGGUCCCCGGCGGCGCGGCAUCGCUGUCGCAACUGGUGGUGGCGGCGGCGCAGCCAGUGGCCAAGCUGGCACUGUUCUGCGCUGUGGGCGCUUGGGCGUCUCGGCAGGGCCUGCUCACGGCUGACGGGCGGCGGGUGAUCUCCACCCUGACGCUGCACAUCUUCACGCCCUGCCUGCUGUUCAGCAAGCUGGCCACGGGCGUGGGGCUGGCGGAGGUGGCGAGGCUGUGGGUGGUGUCAUGGAACAUGGUGUUCAGUCACGUGGUGGGUCUGCUUCUGGGGCUGGCGGCGGCGCGGCUGCUGGGUGUGCCGGCCCGGCUGCAGCCGCACCUGGUGCUGGCCUGCGGGGUGGGCAACGUGGGCAACAUGCCCUUCAUCCUCUGCGCAUCGCUGGCCGCUGACACCGCCCUGCCGUUCGCCGCGGCCCUGGGCGCCACCCUCGCUACCGAGCUGGCCCUGAGGUAUGUGGCACUCAGCAACUUCAUAGCCACUCUCAUUCAGUUCCCGCUCGCCUACAUCUUCCUCUACAAGCCGCCGCAGCUACAGCCGCCGGCAUCAGCAACUGCCGCUGCCGCUGACGGAGCUAGCAGCAGUGCAGGCGGCGGCAGUAGCAGCACUGGCGGGAAAGACAGCGGCAGCAGCCAGCCGCAGCAGCAACCGCUGUGGCGGACUGUGCUGUCGGGAAUGCUUACGCCGCCCACAGUCGCUAGCCUGGCGGCGGUGCUGGUGGCGAGUGUGCCUGUCGUGAGGGACGCGCUGUAUGCAUCGGGUGGCAGUCUGGUCCUGGUGGGGGAGGUGGUGGAGUCGCUGGGGGCCGUGUGCAUCCCCGCGCUGCUGCUGGUGCUGGGAGCCAACCUGGGCCGCGGGCCGGGCGUGGCGGCGGGCCGGCUGCCCGCAGCGGCGGUGGUGGCGGCGGUGGUCACACGCCUCCUGGCGGUGCCGCUGGUGUGCGGGGCGCUGCUGUGGGGGGCUUGGAGCGCGGGCCUGCUUCCCGGCUGCGACCCGCUGUCUCUGCUGGUGAUGCUGGUGAUGCACACCACACCCACCGCCGUAAUGGUGCACUCCAUGGCCAGCAUCUUCAAUAACGCUGAGGACGAGGUGGCUGUGCUGCUGUUCUGGCAGUACCUGGCGAGCCUGAUCACACUUCCGCUCGCCAUAAGCUGGGUGCUCAAGAUGCUCACGCCCGUGGCGGCGGCGCCGGGGGCGUGGAGCGGUUCGGCAGGAGCGGCAGCAGCUGCCGGAGCAGUGGCGGCGGCGGCCGCGGCCGCGGCAGGAUGACGGGAGGCCGGGAUGGGAAGCUGCUGGAUGGGGGGCAAGGGCUUCACGUACGCAGGAUCCACACAAAUGGGCUGCAAGGAGGAAGGUAUGUGUGUGUCGGGUUCAGGGGGUGGAGGCAUGGAGGAGCCUUGGGAAAGGGCGGGUGAGUUCCGCUGUGGUCGGUAGAUACUAGAUAGUCAGUUCCUCAGGGUUCCUUUUAUAGUUUCCUAAGGGCUCCUCAUCAUGCAUGUCUGUCAUGACGAUCUGGGGGGCUAUAACCGACCGUCAGUGCACCGAUGUCGUAUGCCAGCAUGCGUGCAUCGGCAGCACAAGAUUAAUUAUUAUGUGAGCCGUACCUAGGUGACGUGUAUAUUUAAGUGAGGGCAACUGCUGUGUCGCGGGUUAGCGGGCUACGACAUGCCAGUAUUCCAGCGUUUUCGGCGUGCCAAUCUGCCAAGUGUGAUUGUAUGUGUGGGGAGGAUGGGAGCUGACGUGUGCGUUUCCCCUCUUGACGCGAACACGCAUACAUGCACGUGGGACGCAUAUCUGUAUGUUGGCGCUCACAGCGGCAGCGAUGUUGCGUAACCGAGGCAUUUUUGGCUGCUGGGAACUGGGGCGGGGCGCGCAGGCCGCGCAUGUCGUGGCCGUGGUAACCGAAUGGCGAGAACCCGCGUGGAAGGGCUGACCGGUUUCACCGGUGCCUGUUCGGGCGGCUCGCGAAUGAACCGAUAACAUAACAUCGCGUGAUAAGUUGGGCCGAAAAGUCUGUGCGCCGUAAUUACAUACUGCAUGCAUGCACUAGCGAAGUAUUGCCAGCCAGACGCAGCCAGUCACCCACACGGCGGUCCAGGAUAGAAGUCCACACCCAACAACCACGCAGCCACUAGUCGUCGUGCCACCUGCGUGACCCGGCUGUUGACAUAGUUGUAGUAGUCUUGAUGUUGGAGAAGCAUAGCAGCGAGGAAUGGCGGGGUCGCUCGGGCUUCGGCUUGCGGCUUUUGCACGCGCGACUUGGCACGUCCGCGCCCCAGCUUGCAUUACUCAGUUCAGCAUUCAUGUACUUGAUCGUUGCAGUGGCAGAAGUGCAUGGGGCACGACUGCUUCAUGGCGCCGAGGGCCCAAGCUGGUGAGCAAUUUCGCCAAGACGUCGCACUCUGGCGCGCCUGAAUUAAUUGAAUGAAUAAGUACGUGAUAGAAUAUUCAACGGCAACAUUUAAUCAAUUCUGUUGAAGCGUUCGCGGGGCAGCAGUUGGUGCUUGUCGUCCAUGUUGUGUAAGGUUUAAUAAUGCGCGAAUUAGUUUCUGCCAUAUUCAUCUCCACUCACGUCCACACACACGCGCGCUGUGGGGUCGGUUACAGCUGUCUCGCUUUAGCCCGCAAGAUAGCUGUGGCUUGUACUUCCAUAUUUAUGCGCGUAUGCUGUACCUAGGAAGCGUAGUGGAGUCUAAGGAUGACACACGCUAAAAUCGGAACUGGCGCAAUGCCGGCACUGGCCAGCGGUCGUCCACACCACCAGACUUGGACCUGGGUGACCUUGCUAGCGCCCAUGUGCCCGACUCGCUUCAAACGGGGUGCCUUGACCAGGUUUAGUCCCACGCGUCACGGUGUGCAUAUGCCUGUGCGUGUGGGUUCCAGCAGCAGGUAGGCAUACCGUACACCCAUGGUCAC